Messenger RNA from Diabrotica virgifera virgifera (western corn rootworm), 694 nucleotides. RefSeq names its product phosphatidylethanolamine-binding protein homolog F40A3.3. Bases 85 to 615 code for a protein of 176 amino acids. NCBI's taxonomy places the organism in Eukaryota, Metazoa, Arthropoda, Insecta, Coleoptera, Chrysomelidae. The transcript has a single exon. The record is from RefSeq and is a predicted model, not a curated record.
UUUUUUUUAUGUGUUCUCUGGUAUAAAAUACACAAUCCGCAAAACUGAUUCAGUUAUAAACACGAUUCAACUUAAAUUAAAAUUAUGGAAAAGUUCGGUAUUGUUCCCAAUGUUAUUGAUGUUGUUCCCGAACAACAACUUGAAGUUGUCUAUCCCAGUGGUGUAAAGGUAGAUCUUGGCAAUGAAUUAACUCCAACACAAGUUAAAGAUGCCCCGUCGGUGAAAUGGACGGCUGAUAAAGAUUCAUUUUACACACUUAUCAUGACCGUUCCCGACGACCCAAGCUUAGGUCCCAAAUAUCGCCAGUAUCAUCAUUGGCUCGUUGUAAACAUUCCAGGUGUAGACGUCCCAAAAGGAGAAGUAUUUACUGAAUAUAUUGGAUCCGGAGCACCACCAAAUGGAGAACUUUAUACGUAUGUUUUCUUAGUGUACAAACAAAAAGGUAAAUUGAACUUUGAUGAACCGAAAUUGACUAAGAAAUCCGCAGACAGAGGUGGAUUUUGUCAUAGAAAAUUUUCAGAAAAAUAUAAUCUUGGGCAACCUAUUGCUGCUAAUUUCUUUCAGGCCCAGUAUGAUGAUUAUGUGCCAAUUUUCUACAAGCAAUUUGAAUCUUAAAUUGUGUUAUACAAUGUUGUUUAAAAUUAUUACUACUGUAUAAGAAUCUUUAAUUUAAUAAAAUCUUGAUUUUUGAAAA